AUGUCAAAUCGCAAUGCCAGCAGUGACGAGUCAGUUCCCAACCUUGGGAGUAUAGAGGGUCAGAAUAUCCAGGCCACAGCAGGAGGCGGAAAUAAUAACCGUAACAACCGCCACCGACGCCGCCGCAACAACUCCAGUUAUAGCCGCACUAGUGACCAUACUCCUGCUGGUAUUGAGCAAGUUGAGAUCGAUGCUGAACCAGGAGGAGAAAAUGAUAGCCGUAACAACGCCAAUAACCGCCGCCACAACAACUCCAAUAACUUCCACACCAGCGACGAUACCCCUCCUGGUAUUGAGCGUGUUGAGAGCGAUGCGGAAGGGGAAGGCGAAAAUAUCCCAGUUUAUGAAGGGGAUUUCUCCAAUGAGGAUGACGAGGCGGAAUUAUUCCUUCAACCAAUGUGGUCAACACCGGAGCUGCUUGAUCAUACCGCCGAAACAUCUGGCUUACCGAUGGAAGGAAGUGUCCUUGCUUGGCGCGGAAAUGGCACCGGGAAAUCAGUGAUAGUCGGAUAUGCGUGUGGCAGGUUCGCAACUGCUCGAUUAAUCCCAGCCGCCCGGCGUCCCAUUCCCUCUCGAGCACCGAAUAUUUCAGAAAAAAGUCUUGCUCGACGAAAGGACUAUAUACGGACUGAACGAGAUAUUAGAGGUUGGGGAAUCGUCGCAUGGCGAGUGGAUAAGAAGUCAGUCGACCAGGACCCAAUAUCCUUAUUAAAACCGAUGAGCAGAGCCUGGUAUCCAGAGACAUAUGUCUAUAUUCAUUGGUUGGGUGGAGACGCGAGCUGGGAAUCGCGACACGAUCUUCGAUUCGUUUGUGCUGGCAAUGAACUGAAGACAGACAUGUUAAUCUAUAAUGUGGCAAAGGAGCAAGAGGCCAAUUACCGCGAGGCGCUUACAGGAGUGAGGCCACACUACCCUCCGGCGAAUACCCAUAUGACAAACGACCACUGGAGAAAUGUGAAUUCAUACCGAGGUGCACACUGGUUUCAGCCACGUGCUGAGGAAAAUAAGCGCAUAACGAGAAUCGAAUAUGAACCAGUUAUCCCAAGAGGGGAUAACUAUCAAGAAUUCGAUAACGGUAUAGGUAUGAGCGAUAGCGGUACCUUUCAAGAAGUCAGUGAAGAAUAUCAAGAAGGAUAUUAUGAGGGCUUGAACGAGGGCUCUAAUGAGGGGGAGGAGAUAGACAACGUUGAGGGAGGAGAGGAAGUUCAGGACGAUAGAGAGCAACAAUAUGGGGAUAUGCAGCAGCGUGAGCGUGAUUUAAGCCCUAUUGAUGAGGAAGUUAGUGUUUCUGAGGGCGGGUCCUUCUUUACCCCUAACGGCAGCCCUAGCCGAGUUCGAUGGCAUAGUGGAACACAGCAGAGAUAUGGUAUAUUUACUCCAAGAGCAACCAGGUCGCCUAGCUCUGGUAUACCCCAGGGAAAUAGAGACCAGGCCCGGCGAAUGCCGGAAACGCCAAACAACCGGCGUAUACCGCACCUCAACCGGGGCAAUCAACAACGGACACCACAGUCCCGCCAGGGUAGUCAGCAGCGGCAGACACCGCAGUCCAACCGCUCCAACCGCUCUCACCAGGGUAACCAACCCAACCAGGGCGGCCAGCAACAACAGACACCACAGUCCAACCAACCCGACCGCCAGGGUAGUCAGCAGCGGCAGACACCGCAGUCCAACCGCUCCAACCGCUCUCACCAGGGUAACCAACCCAACCAGGGCGGCCAGCAACAACAGACACCACAGUCCAACCAACCCGACCGCCAGGGUAGUCAGCAGCGGCAGACACCGCAGUCCAGUCGCUCCAACCGCUCUCACCAGGGCGGCCAGCAACAACAGACACCACAGUCCAACCAACUAGAUCAGGGUAGUCAACAGCGGCAGACACCGCAAUCCAGUCGCUCCAACCGCUCUCACCAGGGCGGCCAGCAACAACAGACACCACAGUCCAACCAACUAGAUCAGGGUAGUCAACAGCGGCAGACACCGCAGUCCAGUCGCUCCAACCGCUCUCACCAGGGCGGCCAGCAACAACAGACACCACAGUCCAACCAACUAGAUCAGGGUAGUCAACAGCGGCAGACACCGCAAUCCAGUCGCUCCAACCGCUCUCACCAGGGCGGCCAGCAACAACAGACACCACAGUCCAACCAACUAGAUCAGGGUAGUCAACAGCGGCAGACACCGCAAUCCAGUCGCUCCAACCGCUCUCACCAGGGCGGCCAGCAACAACAGACACCACAGUCCAACCAACCCGACCGCCAGGGUAGUCAACAGCGGCAGACACCGCAAUCCAGUCGCUCCAACCGCUCUCACCAGGGCGGCCAGCAACAACAGACACCACAGUCCAACCAACUAGAUCAGGGUAGUCAACAGCGGCAGACACCGCAAUCCAGUCGCUCCAACCGCUCUCACCAGGGCGGCCAGCAACAACAGACACCACAGUCCAACCAACCCGACCGCCAGGGUAGUCAGCAGCGGCGGACACCGCAAUCCAGUCGCUCUAACCGCCCCAACCAACCAAAUCAUGACAAUCAGCGGCAACGGACACCGCAAUCAAGCCAGGGGAUCCGCCCAAACCAACGGAACCAAAUCGACCAUCGCAGUACGGAUUCAAACAUAGCCAUACCUGAGGGCAACCAUAGUCCGACCCAAGUGCGACGCGGUCGAGGUCGGCCCCGCCGCGGAGACCGCACCAAUAUACCAAGCACUAUACCGAUACGACGUAGCACUCGACUUACUAGUAUCCAAGCACCGCCUUAA
Penicillium robsamsonii is the source of this 2754-nucleotide messenger RNA. RefSeq lists its product as uncharacterized. Bases 1 to 2754 code for a protein of 917 amino acids. The transcript has a single exon. Lineage: Eukaryota; Fungi; Ascomycota; Eurotiomycetes; Eurotiales; Aspergillaceae. The record is from RefSeq and is a predicted model, not a curated record.